Molecule: messenger RNA, 3370 nt
Organism: Camponotus floridanus (Florida carpenter ant)
Lineage: Eukaryota; Metazoa; Arthropoda; Insecta; Hymenoptera; Formicidae
Gene: Hmx
Product: homeobox protein Hmx
Exons: 3
Coding region: 1192-2991 (599 amino acids)
Biological process (GO): regulation of transcription by RNA polymerase II
Cellular component (GO): nucleus
Molecular function (GO): DNA-binding transcription factor activity, RNA polymerase II-specific; RNA polymerase II transcription regulatory region sequence-specific DNA binding
Source: RefSeq, a predicted model, not a curated record
CUCCUACCCUCUCGCAAACGGACACGCGAGUGUGUAUGCGUUGCACGUGUGUAUGUGUGCGCGAGAGCGAGCCUCUCCUCAUCCGUGUGACCUGCGGUUUCUCCGGCGUUUUCCUACCCUUAAUAGCGAGCACGCAGGGCUCCUGUCCGCCGCGGCUCGUCACUCUGCGCCGCGAAGCGUAUCGCGGGACACGAGGGUGCGCACUGCUCUCUCUCUCUAGCACGGCCGAAAUAUUGUCAGCGCGCGCCGACGCUCUAACGUUACGUCGCGCGAGUCGAAAUUCCGACGCGAACGUGUCAUCGCGUCGCGCUUCGCUCGCGGAUCCCGUGAUUUUUUUUGCGACGCGAAACCGACGCCGUCCGAGCGAUCCGACGUACGCGUAAGCUCUUCCUCCGCGAACGUCGCGUUUCGUUGGACCGGAUGGGGGACGAACGUGCGACGAUGACUCUUCCCGCGAUAUGACGGCCACGCAACGUUUGUGACGAGUGCCCGACGAUCAGUGGAAGUGACUCGAGGAAAGUGACGGCAUCGAUAGCGCACCUUGGCCUGGUGUUGCAAGCGCGAGAAACGCUUUGCGCGCACGAGAGACGAAAGAGAGCGGAAGGAGAAAAGGAGAGGAGAAGUUAUCAGGCUGGAGCCGACAGGGGUGGUGGUGAAGAAGGAGAGAGCAAAAGAGAGAGAGAGAGUGCUGAAGAUAGAGAGAGGGGGUGCGAUAGGUGGCGGAAGGACGAUAGGGGGAGAGGACGAAGGGUGGACCCUCCAAGUGUCUUGUCUCCUAUCAUCCUGUCGUCCAGGGUAUCGCUUACGAAUGUCGCGCGAUCGAGCGAUCCGUCUGCGAUCCACGACGACGCGCGAGACGCACGUCCUGGCGACGGCCGCGCAUCAUCUGCCACUGACGAACCUCGUCAUCUGAGUCACGAUCAACGCGCUGUACGUACCUGUGUGUGUGUGUGCGUGUGUGUGUGUCAUCCUGAUAUGCGAUCCUCCACCGAGGACGGGCCGCGCGAGACGGAUUCCGCUUAACUUCCGUCGACCGGUCGGCCACUUGCUCCGAAAAACGUCGAGAAGAGGAAGAAGGACGCGCGGCUGCGAGGAACGGAAGUUGGCUCAAACAAUCGUGUCGGGCUAGCUGAGCUAGCCGCGGAAGAGCUGCCGCAGCAGGAGGUCUCCCCGGGUGGCCAGGAACGUAGGAUGUCCGGCGAGACGGAGAUCGAGGUGUCGGUCGUGUCGGAGGAGGAUCUAGAGCUCGAGGGCUCCAGGAGCAGCUCCACGCCGGCGGAGCUGCUGUUGCAGGAGAAGAACGGCAAGUCCGGCUGCGGCUUGAACAAUCACCACCACUCGUUUAGCUUCGACUCGGUCAGCAAACCGGCGCUCAGGCCUGCCUGCAAUCCCCAGUACACGUCCUUUAGCAUCUCCAGCAUCCUCGGCAGACCGGAAUCGCCGCCCGUCGAUUCGACAACGUCCACGGGUUCCGGGGAGAGACAGUCGUCGGACGUCGACCGAACGUCCCCGCUGGCGCCGGCGAACUCGCAAAACUCGCAGAGGGUUCCACCGUCCUGCGGCAGCCCCGGCAGAGUCUCGUCCUCGCCAACGUCCCUGAGGUUGUCCGGCGGUCAGCGCGGGAUCCCUGCGACCGGCCACACCGGCCUGGAAGCCAGAGCGAAUUCCGCGAGUAUCGGUAUCGGAUGUGCUACCAGCCCGACCGCGACCUUCUCGCCGCCCGGCGACGCUUCCGCCAAUCCGCUGCUGGGACACCAAACGUCAGCGGACCUCGCGAUGCUAUCGAGAUUGAUAGCGAGCCGAUACCCGGUCGGCAUCGGCGGCCUGUUCUACCCGUCGACGCUGCAGCAUCUCCAUCAGCAUCAGCAGCAGCAGCAUCAGCACCAUUCGCGGCUGGCCGCCGCGGCAUCGUCCGCUCUCAGUAACGCGGUGCAGGUCGCCGGCCAAUCUCCGGACAUCGUCGACGCCGACGGUAUCCGCGGCGUUCUGCUCGGCGGCGCCGGCUGGCCGUUUCCCUGGAGGCCGACGCACAGUCUGCAAACCCUCGAGCAUCCCUCGCCGAGCGACGUGGUCGGCACCCUCAGCCGCGUCAGUCCCGCCUCCGCGUCUUUCCCUCAGCGAGACGAGCUCGACGACGAUAACGGCGACGAUCGUUUGCACCGUGCUAGGAGUCCGUCGAGCGGCGACGAGGUUCACGAUGAUCUCGGCGAAGCGGACGAUUGUGCAGACGCCGACGGCGAAGGCGAAUCCACCUCGACGAGCCUUCACGGUACCUCGGCGGGCGGGGGUGGCGGCGGCGGCGGCGGUGGCGGUGGCAACAAUAAUAGCGGCCAGAACAACGUGCAAGUCGGCGUGGACGGUCGCGAGUCGAAUAGCAUAAAGCGCAAGAAGAAGACGAGGACAGUAUUCUCCAGGUCGCAAGUGUUCCAGUUGGAGAGCACGUUCGACCUGAAGCGCUAUCUCUCGUCCUCGGAGCGAGCCGGUCUCGCCGCUUCUCUCAGGCUCACCGAGACCCAGGUGAAGAUCUGGUUCCAAAAUCGGCGGAACAAGUGGAAGCGGCAGCUGGCCGCUGAACUUGAGGCCGCGAAUAUGGCGCACGCCACUCAGAGGCUGGUCAGGGUGCCGAUUCUUUAUCACGAGGCAUCAGCCGGCACCGCCACAUCCGGCGUUUCCGUAUCGGUGACGGCGCCAGGACCCCCGGGUCCGCCGGCGCCGUCGUCGGUCGGCGCGACCUCCGCCUUGUCGCAUUCGGUCGGCGUCGGCGUGGGCGUCGGCGUCGGCGUCGGCGUCGGCGUCGGCGUCGGCACCUCGUGCGCGCCCACCACGGCGCAGCCCAUCUUCUAUUCCCAUCACCAUCAGCACCACCAUCACCAUCCGGCGGCGGCCCACGUGCAGGCGCACAGUCUCCUGUCCCACCAGGUGCACCCGCAACCGCCACCCCCACCCCCGCCGCCGCCCAACGGCCAACCACCGCGGACGUCCUCGCAAUAACACCGUCCGACUUACGAGGGUAGCGUGCAUCUGCUGCGGGAGACGACGGCGCUGAACGAGAUGAUCCCCGUCAAUGACGCGAUGACGACGACUUCGUGUCUGGGUCGCGCCAUCAGGCUGAUCGACGUGGACGAGUAAAAUACGCGCGAUACGGGCCUCGCGAUGGUCCGCAACAUUCUUUAAAACCGAGCCCGCGACACAGCUGUCCCCUCGGCGGUAAUCGAGAGCGAUGGAACUCGAAUGGUUUUCUAAUACGGACUAUGGGCGAUGUGGAUAAAUGUGAGUAUAAGCGGGGAAUGUAGAGUCUUUAUACAAAUUACAUAAGAAGACUAAGUUAUGUAAAAUUUAAUGCUGAAAUUGUACUCUCUACUCUCCUGGA